Molecule: messenger RNA, 2333 nt
Organism: Synchiropus splendidus (mandarinfish)
Lineage: Eukaryota; Metazoa; Chordata; Actinopteri; Syngnathiformes; Callionymidae
Gene: gprin3b
Product: GPRIN family member 3b
Exons: 2
Coding region: 328-1905 (525 amino acids)
Biological process (GO): neuron projection development
Cellular component (GO): plasma membrane
Source: RefSeq, a predicted model, not a curated record
GAGGAGCAGAGUGGGGUGCGAGUGGGAAGCACCCACUUUUCUCCAGAUGAGGAGGCAGAGAAGCGCCGGAGGAUCGUUCUGACAAUCGAGCUGUUUUGCUUCAACGCCGCGUUCUGUCACGUCGGAUCGAAACCUCGAGGGUCGAAGGCGUGGCUUGGUGUCACGGAGCCUCUCGACGUUACACACACACACACGAGCGCAUCUGUGAGUCGGACGCGCGGAAGAGGCGGCUUCUCCGGGAAGGACAUAUUGCAACCUGAGUGGAGUCUCCGGGGUCUGAUCCCAUUACCUCUGGACUGCAUUUGAAGCUCCUUCCAAGUGUCCACAAUGGGUUCAAACCCGAAACGGACAGUGACAGUGCAGAUGGUUCCUCAGCUGACUGCCGUGGACUCACUGGGCAACAAGGAGUCCAACGCCAACUGGGCCAAUGAGUCCAACCGUAAGCUCCCUCAGGUCUGUUCGGAUCACACGCAGGCAUCGAAGACUGCGUCCCAAAGUCAAAACGCAGCUCCCGUCGGCAGCGAGGCUACGGCGAGGGCGUCGAAUGGAAACAAUGGGAGCGCGGACGGUAAAGUGCAGCGGAGCUCAGUGACUGCUGAUGAGCCAGGGGGCGCCGACACGGAUUCUAAUGCAAAUAUCAGACCGUUGGGUCUCGGUGAGAACUGUGACGUCUCCAAUUCUGGCGUGUCGGAGGCGGAUACGAGGUCCCGGAAUCACACAGAGGCAAACUGCUCAUCGAAACACAAUCUUAAUCAGGCUUAUGAUUUCAAAUGUGCAGAUGACAAACUCAAUAAAGAGGCUCGGUCAGAGUCGGAGCAUUUACAAAGCUGCCCCCCAGGAGCGUCGCAGCACGAGCAGAAGAGCGCACCUUCAGCUCUGAUCAGUUCAAGCAGCCCAGGAGCAGAGAAGGACGUUGGAACUGUGAAUUCCUUACAAGCCUCUUCAGAUAAGCGUCAGCUGCAGAUGGAUUCCUCCGCUUCGCCGCAGGCUGUGAAAGACACGGCGACCAAGUGCAGCCAGAGUGCAGCUGUCGGUGAAGGUCAGCCGCUCUUCAGGGAGGCUUCCACGAUGACCUCAUCUCCCUGCUCUGCAACAGUCAAGCAGUGUCAAGACAUGGAGGUCCAGGCGGUGGCGAACAUGUGCAGCAAAUCUGUCUGCACAAGUCCGAGUCUGAUGCCAGCCGCGCACAAGCCUGGUCCUGCUGCAGUCCCAGAGGAGGAGGCCGAGAGCCUGACUAUUAUCCACCAGCUGCAAGAUGGUGCUCACUUUGCUUCUCCGUCUGCGGAGCCACAGUCAGACAAGGUGACUGUUAAAGCAGAGAUGUGCGUAAAGUCAGCUCUUUGCAACACACAGCCGGUUUAUCAGAUCGAUAUACAGCACAGCAAGGAUGCUGGAGCAGAGGAGAGCGCUGGGAAUAAGACUGUGGAAGCCCCCUCUGCUGAAUCAGGAGACGCCCCGAGGACGACACCUGAAGCGGCUCCUGUGGACGGGGACAAGGCAACGGUGAGAUCCUCAGAGGCCGCCGUCGCAACAUCAGGGAAAAACUCGACAAAAGACAAGACUGAAUCCAAAGAGACGAAUUCGGACUCGGACAAACAGAAGGAAAAAAGCAUUCACGACGUAGUGUGGGACGAGCAGGGCAUGACCUGGGAAGUCUACGGCGCGUCCGUGGAUCCAGAAUCGCUGGGGUUCGCUAUCCAGAGCCACUUGCAGUGCAAGAUAAAGGAGCAGGAGAGGAAGCUUAUCGCCCAGGUCUCUUUUCGGAAAUCCUUCUCCGGCGCCACCUCGCCCAAGAACAGCAAGAAGAGCAAGCGACGGCAUCAGAACAUUUUCCGCUCCAUGUUCCAGAACCUCAGGCGGCCCGACUGCUGCGCUCGCCCUCCCCCCUCUUCUGUCGCCGACUAGGACUCCUCCUCACCAAGCAGCUGUCCUCAAGUGACUCACUUAAUAACGUCAAUCCUUGUACUCAUCGUACGGAAUGUUGUAGAGUAGAGCUGAAAUAUUCGUGUGAUCAAAGGAGAUAUGAAGUAGCAAUAUUAAAAAAAGCUUAUUUUUUAGCGUAGAUAGGAAAGAGAAAGACACUUUUGACGCCCACCGGCGAUAGUAGUGAAACGCAUGUGCAUUAGUGACCUUAAAUGGACCUUUGCGGUAAAAAAAUUCAUAAAUAUAUACAUAUAAAUAUUGUGUCAAAGUACCUGCUUAUUAAACCAUCAACAUUUGGUAAACGUUCCGAGGUGUUUUGGAGACUUAUAUUUAUAAGAUUGCUUUAUUUUAUUUUCUAUAGUGAGCAUCAACGACGAGACCACGUGCACACUCUUUAAAAUUCCUGUCAU